GUUGGGAGCAGCGGGAGGUCAGCUGGGAGCUCGGCAGCGAUCUAACAGCCCACCGUUGGGGGACAGCAUGCCCAGCGCUGGCGUGGCUGCGGCCCUCCUAGACAAGGAGAAUGUGGGGGUGCCGGCCGGCAAAUCGAUGGACGGCAAACUGGCGGGGAAGCGCCCGCUGGGCGACGGCGCCGACGGUGGCGCUGCCAAGCUGCCGCGCAAGUCAGCCCUGCAGCCGCUGAGCGCAAACGUGCUUGGCGUGCAGCAGACGGCCGCGGGGCCCGCGCCGCCGCCCUCGUUUUCCGACAACACCAAGCCGGGCGCCAUGGGCCCGCCGCCGCCGCGCGUUGCCACCUCCUCCCGCCCAGCCAGCGGCGCCGAGGCCAGCGGCGCCAGCCGUGAGCGCUCUGCCAGCGGGGCCGCCAUGGUGCGGCGAUGGCAGCUCACCGACUUUGACAUUGGCAAGCCGCUGGGGCGGGGCAAGUUUGGGAACGUCUACCUGGCACGCGAGCGCAAGAGCAAGUUCAUUGUGGCUCUCAAGGUGCUGUUCAAGAACCAGCUGCAGCAGUCCAACGUGGAGCACCAGCUGCGGCGCGAGAUCGAGAUCCAGUCCCACCUGCGCCACCCCAACAUCCUGCGCCUCUACGGCUACUUUUAUGACCACACGCGCGUCUACCUGAUCCUGGAGUAUGCGGCGCGGGGGGAGCUGUACAAGGAGCUGCAGCGCGCGGGCAGCUUUGACGAGCGGCGCACCGCCACCUACGUGGCCAGCCUGGCCAAGGCGCUGACCUACUGCCACGCCAAGCACGUCAUCCACCGAGACAUCAAGCCCGAGAACCUGCUGCUGGGGCUCAACGGCGACCUCAAGAUCGCAGACUUUGGCUGGUCGGUGCACGCGCCCAACAGCCGGCGCAAGACGCUGUGCGGCACGCUGGACUACCUGCCCCCGGAGAUGGUGGAGGGGAACUACCACGAUGCUGCGGUGGAUGUGUGGAGCCUGGGCGUGCUGUGCUACGAGUUCCUGUAUGGCCAGCCGCCGUUUGAGGCCGCGGGGCACAGCGAGACCUACAAGCGCAUCCUGCGCGUCGACCUCCGCUUCCCGCCCACCCCCGAGCGCAGCGACGGCGCCAAGGACUUGAUCAAGCAGCUGCUGGUGAAGGACCCCAAGGAGCGGCUGCCGCUGGGCCAGGUGCUGCAGCACCCCUGGAUCCAAGCACACGCAGACCCCGCUGUGCUGGCGCGCGCCACGUAG
This is a messenger RNA of Chlorella variabilis, 1240 nucleotides long. RefSeq lists its product as hypothetical. The record is from RefSeq and is a predicted model, not a curated record. The transcript has 7 exons. Gene Ontology annotation, cellular component: spindle pole centrosome; spindle midzone; spindle microtubule. Bases 68 to 1240 code for a protein of 390 amino acids. Gene Ontology annotation, molecular function: protein kinase activity; ATP binding. Gene Ontology annotation, biological process: protein phosphorylation; mitotic spindle organization; regulation of cytokinesis. Lineage: Eukaryota; Viridiplantae; Chlorophyta; Trebouxiophyceae; Chlorellales; Chlorellaceae.